This is a messenger RNA of Hyaena hyaena (striped hyena), 4103 nucleotides long. It is a transcript of the gene FHIP1A, whose product is annotated as FHF complex subunit HOOK interacting protein 1A. Lineage: Eukaryota; Metazoa; Chordata; Mammalia; Carnivora; Hyaenidae. The transcript is spliced from 13 exons. Bases 489 to 3629 code for a protein of 1046 amino acids. The record is from RefSeq and is a predicted model, not a curated record.
ACGGUCAAAAAGUUGCGCUCAAACCUUCUCCCUCCUCCUACUUUCUUCCUAGGGCUUGGCUGUUGAGUUGUAGCCGGGCGGAGAGGAGCCUGCUCUCCACCUCUCCUGGAACCCGGUGCGGGUGGCGGCUCGGGGGCCCGUGUCCCCAGGACGGCGGCACAAACUUUCCCGACUGUUUGGGGACAUUUGUCCGGAGCGUCCCGCACUGCGCGGGAGGAGGAGCCGAGUUCACGGACAGAUUUCCGAAGUCUUCUGGGAGUUCCCAACAGUCCCAAGUUUGGAGAAAUCUUUUCCGCCCCUCUGAUAGCGUGAAGUGAGCAAAUACAGCCCAGCACCAGGCUACUGAAGAGAGCAGUCACAGGUUUUGGAAGAUAACAAUGAAAUGUGAAGAAGUUACAUUUCUUACGUGAUACUUGAAAGUUAGUGACUGCUUGCCAGAUUUUCCCGAGAAUUAAGUAUGACUUAGAAGCAUUGAUGUAUGAAGGUUUAUGAUGUCAUCGUUUGCAACGGAAAGCAAACUCCAGCAGGCUGUGAGCCUGCAGGGAGUUGACCCAGAAACAUGCAUGAUUGUAUUUGAAAACCACUGGGCACAGGUUGUGAAGAUCUUAGAGAAGCACGACCCCUUGAAGAAUACCCAGGCAAAAUAUGGAUCCAUCCCUUCAGAUGAGGCCAGUGCUGUGCAGAAUUAUGUAGAACACAUGCUCUUCUUGCUAAUUGAAGAGCAAGCCAAGGAUGCUGCGAUGGGGCCGAUUCUGGAAUUUGUGGUCUCCGAGAACAUCAUGGAGAAACUUUUCCUUUGGAGCUUGCGGAGGGAAUUUACUGACGAGACUAAGAUCGAGCAGCUAAAAAUGUAUGAGAUGUUGGUCACUCAGUCCCACCAGCCUCUACUGCACCACAAGCCCAUCCUGAAGCCCCUGAUGAUGUUGCUGAGCUCUUGUUCGGGAACAACCACCCCUGCCGUGGAGGGGAAGCUGGUUGUCCUGCUCAAUCAGCUUUGUUCCAUCCUUGCCAAAGAUCCAUCUAUUCUGGAACUCUUCUUCCACACUAGUGAGGACCAAGGGGCAGCCAACUUCCUCAUCUUCUCCCUUCUGAUUCCCUUCAUUCACCGAGAGGGGACAGUGGGUCAGCAGGCACGUGAUGCUUUGCUUUUCAUCAUGUCUCUGUCUGCUGAGAACAGCAUGGUGGCCAAUCACAUUGUGGAGAACACCUACUUUUGUCCAGUACUUGCAACCGGGCUCAGUGGUCUCUACUCUUCUCUGCCUACAAAGCUCGAAGAGAAAAGUGAGGAAUGGCACUGCCUUCUGAAAGAUGACUGGCUCCUUCUCCCUGCUCUUGUUCAGUUCAUGAACUCCCUAGAGUUCUGUAAUGCUGUCAUACAGGUGGCGCACCCCUUGAUUCGCAGUCAACUUGUUAAUUAUAUUUACAAUGGAUUCUUGGUACCUGUCUUGGCUCCUGCACUCCAUAAGGUGACUGUGGAGGAGGUCAUGACCACAACUGCAUAUCUGGACCUUUUCCUGCGUAGUAUCUCUGAGCCAGCGCUGCUCGAGAUCUUCCUCCGUUUUAUCCUGUUGCACCAGCACGAGAAUGUCCACAUCCUAGAUACUCUGACAAGCCGAAUCAACACCCCGUUUCGGCUCUGUGUGGUGUCCCUGGCAUUAUUUAGAACUCUCAUCGGUUUACAUUGUGAAGAUGUGAUGUUACAACUAGUUCUAAGGUAUCUGAUCCCUUGCAACCACAUGAUGCUGAGUCAGAGGUGGGCUGUGAAGGAGAGAGACUGUUACUCUGUUUCUGCGGCCAAGCUGCUCGCCCUGACCCCCGUCUGCUGCUCCAGCGGGAUCACCCUGACGCUUGGGAACCAAGAGAGGGAUUAUAUUCUCUGGUCAAAGUGUACGCAUGAUAGUUCAGGGGCCGUGGAGCAGCCACUGCCGCCGGCGUUCUCGCCAUCGGCCUGCAUCGUGGAGUACGGCAAAGCCCUGGACAUCAGCUACCUGCAGUACCUGUGGGAGGCCCACACCAACAUCCUCCGCUGCAUGAGGGACUGCCGAGUCUGGUCCGCCCCGUACGACGGAGACUAUCCCGACCCUGAGACGUUUCUCCAGACUCUGACGGAGGACAGCGCGGUCAACUCCACCUGUCCUGUGUUCAGGCUCCCGCAGCAACUCCACAGGAAGACGGGCUCUCCGCGGCCUCCAAGAAAGGAGAAGAGCCACACGGAGCUGGAGUGGGAUGACAGCUAUGACACCGGCAUCUCCUCAGGGGCGGACGUGGGUUCUCCUGGGCCCUAUGAUGAUCUGGAGAAUUCGGGCCGACCAGCACCAGUCGACCCCCCCAAACACAUCCAGGAGAUGAAGAAGAACGCCAUCCUGCUCUUCAAAGGGUCCUACAUCGAAGAGUCUGACUUCCAGGAUGAUGUGAUGGUGUACCGGCUGUGUGCCGAGAAGGACUCUGAGGACACUAGGAAUUUACAGGAAGAAACUGCCAGGCCCUCAGGCCAAGGCCAGACUGAGGCUCAGGGUCCUGCCCUGAACAACGGCCCCCUGCCCAGCCCUCCGUCAGACACAGAUUCAGAGGAGGAGCGUGAUAGGGACAGUUCAGACCUGUUUCCAAAUGUGUCCCAGGAACCGAAACCAGAAGAGGAGCCGGAAAUAGCCGUGCAACCAAACGCAGAGUUAGCACCUCCCAUCUCCGAGGCCGAACCCGACUCAGACCCGAUGGUCAUUAACCCGGGGGGUGAAGAUUUCAUCGCCCAGUAUGACCAGAUCAUUAAAGAACUGGAUUCGGGCCCCGAGGGCUUGACGGAACAGAAUUUUCCCUCACCUGAUGUCUUGCAUCCCAAGAAAGAGCAAGAGGGGAAGGAAGAAGAAGAGAGCAAAGGAGAAAAGGAGGAAGAGGAGGAGGCGGAGGGGGAGAAGGCCCUGGAAGGGGAAGAGGACGACUUUGAUUCUUUUAUAGCAGAAACUCCCACCAUCGACAACGUGCCAUCCCCAUUUGGGGUGAGAGAGGAGACUGCCUUUGCCAGUCACCAUCCUGUGAGGACUCAGAGCACUCCGUUCACAGGCCCAUUCAUCAGUGUGGUCCUGUCAAAGCUGGAGAACAUGCUGGAGAACUCUCUGCAUGUUAAUUUGCUGCUUAUUGGGAUCAUCACUCAGCUAGCCAGCUACCCACAGCCCCUCCUGCGCUCCUUCUUGCUCAACACCAACAUGGUCUUCCAGCCAAGUGUCCGCUCCCUCUAUCAGGUCCUUGCAUCUGUGAAAAACAAGAUUGAGCAGUUUGCUUCUGUGGAGAGAGACUUCCCAGGGCUCCUCAUACAAGCCCAGCAAUACCUGCUCUUCCGAGUGGACAUGUCUGACAUGACCCCUGAGUCACUAACCAAAGAUCCCAUUCAGGAUGCUUCCAGGACAGGACUUGGCAAGAACCUUUUGGAUGGUCCCCCACGAGUGCUUCAGCCCUUCCUGACAAACAGAGCCAAGGUGGCUGGGGUGCCCCCAAGCCUGCCCCUGCCGGUGAGGAACACCAUGCUGGCCGCUGCCCUCUUCCCCGAGUUCCUGAAGGAACUGGCUGCCUUGGCGCAGGAACACUCCAUUCUGUGCUACAAGAUCCUGGGUGACCUUGAGGACUCCUGUUGUUAGUUUUUUUUUUUUUUAAUAGAGGUUCUUGUUUUUAAGGUUAAGCGUCUUGACUGAAUGUUAAAUGCAAAGCUGCUUACAAAAAUUUCUACUUUGAUAUUUCCUGACAAUACUUGAUUUGUGGGGAGGGGAAUUUUCUGUGUAUCUCCUCUCUCUCUAGCCAGUCUUUCCACCUCCUAUAGAAUGUAAGUCUCAUAAACUGGUGGCUCCUUUGGCAGGUUUUCUUUUCUUUUUUCCUCCUCGAUUUUUUGGUUGUUAAUUCUCCCAUCCCUUUGAGUCACUCAUCUUGCAGCUUAGAGCUUAGAUCACACCAAGCAAAUACUGGGGUUCCGUGAUUUCUGGAGGUACCCCGGGUCAGAAGGCUCAGCUCUUCAAAUAGCUCAUGAGGAAUGAACAUCCGCUUCUGUUGCCUUCUGCAUUUCGGUUUCCGUUUUACAAAAGGGAAGAAUAAAGACGGAGCCCCGCUUUCCUCCAUCA